AUGAAUAUAUUAAUAUUAUUGAUUUUAUAGCCAUGUCUUAUGAUAUAAUUGUUGGAUGGAAUAAUGAUAGUGGAAUAUCAAUUUGUUGACUAUAACAAUAUUUAAUUUACUUUAACUUGCAAAACAUAAUUCUGGUGUUUAAUUGGAUUUGGUUCCACAUAUUCAAAUGCUGAUAUCAUAAGAAUGUCUAAUGUUAAUGGACUUUUAAAAAUUGAAGAUACUCUAGAGUAAAAUAAGAUUUCUUUUACUUCUCCUAAUGUAGAUGCUUAGCAAGACAUAUAUAUUUUAGAUGGGUUAAUAAAUGAUACAUAUUUAUAUUCUUCAUUUUUAAAAUCCACAAACUCAGACGAUCCUACAGAUGAAUUAAUAGAUCCAUAUUCUAAUGUUGAGAUGUUUUAUGCCAUAAAUGAGAAAAAUAUAGAUUUUGAUACUUAUACCUAAUAUGGUAGAUUCUAACUUCAAACUUACUAAUGUCAUUAUACAUGUGCUACAUGUAAUGGACCAUUUGCUUAUUAAUGCACUAUGUGUAAUGAAAAAAGCAUAUAAGUUCUGAAUGGUUAUUGCAAUACUAAUAAUUACAAUAAUGUAACUAAAUUGCUAAAUAAAUAAAUCUUAAUAAAGGAUGAGUUUAAUUUAGAGUGGGAAUAUGAUAAAAAUGAUAAUAUUAUUUUAUAAAUAGAGAUAUCCUUAUGUGAUUGGUUUGGAUUGGGUUUUAAUAAUGAUAAGUAAGUGUUAUAUUUUAAUAUAGAAUGGAAAAUACUGAUAUGCUUCUUAUUAAAAUAGAAACAGUUACUAUAAAUAAUGAAAAAGGAUAUUAUGUAUAAAUUGAUGAUAUGUUUGGAACCAAAAAUACAGCCCCAUUAUCAGAUACUCAAUUAUAUGGAACAUAAGAUUGGAUUUUAGAUGGCUUUGUGUAUAAUAAUUCUACAGAAUUAUUUGUCAUUAGAGUUCAUCGAGAAUUGGUGACUUCUGAUAAAUAUGAUUUUGAUUUUUCAUAAAAAAAAGACACCUUAUGUAUUUAUGCAUUUGGUCGAAAUGGAUAAUAAUACCAUAGUGCUAAUAGAGGUGCCUUUCAAUUUGAAUUGUCUAAGAAUAAACAAUCCUAUUAAGAAGAUUAUUGGGACAAAUUAGUUCUUAAUGGACAUGUUAUACUCAUGUUAUUAUUUUGGUCAUUUAUUUCUGAUAUUGGCAUAUUUUAUGGAAGGCAAUUGAAAAGUUAUCCAAAGUAUGUUCGAGUUCAUGGAAUGAUAUUUCUAUUUUUAUCUAUAGUAACCUACUUUUUUGUAUUUGGGAUGAUCUCAUAAUAAUAAAAAAGAAUAUAAUAAUUAUAGACAAUAUAAUAUAAUAAAUUUUAGUUGUUUAUUUAUUUUAAUAAUUUAAUUAAAUAAUAAUUAAAUGAACCUAUAGGAUAUCAAGAUACUAAAAUAAUUCUACACUUUAUUCUUGGAGUUGUUAUUUUAUUAAUAAUGACAACACAAAUAUUUUUAGGGUUACUUGCUAGAAAUAAUUUAGAAUCUAAUAAUGGAACAUAUUUAAUUUAUAAAGUGAAAUACAUUCAUAAAUAUCUUGGUUAUUUAUUGUAUAUAAUUACAAAAGUAUAAGUAGUAAUUGGAAUUAGUAUAUAUGAUUCAGCAUAUAUUGGACUAUUCAUAAUCUAUUAUGUAUUAUUGUUUUUAAUAAAAUUCACCAUAGAAAUGCUUUAUUAUUAUUAAGUAUCUGCAAUAUCACGAAAGAGAAUUAAAUACAGUUAAAUUGAAUAAGAUUAACAAACUCUUUAUGAGAGUAUAAUUGAAAAACUGAAUACUGGUACUCCAUAUUAAGAAAUGAUUGAAGAUUAUCCUAAAAUUACUUACAUAAUUCUAAGAGAAGCAGUUUAUGAUGUCAGUGAUUUUAAUCAUCCAGGUGGAUAAUAUAUCUUUAGGAAGAUCAAAGGUCGAGAAGUUGGACGUUAUUUCUAUGGAUCAUAUCCAAUUAAAGAUACUUAAUUACAUAAACACUCUCUUUUUGCAAUUAAUUAUAUAGAAACUCGUUAUUUAGGUGAUUUUAGAAAUGAAUCAUGUCCAAUACUCUACACAGUCACAGAUUUUAAGAAACCAUCUCAUGUUUGGACACUAUAAGAAAUUAAAUCUAUGGGAACUAAUGUGUCUCUCUUUAAAUUCAUUAAUUAAGAUUUUAAAGUAAAUUAAACAAUAUAAGGAGUAUAAUGGUUUGGUAGAUAUUUUUAUAUUAAACCUUAUGGCAUAGGAAUAGAUUUCUAAGAGAGACCUUAUACAGUAGUUUCAUGUUUAAGUGAAAUGAAUAUCAAAUAUAGGUAUGAAUUAAUAGAGUAUUUCAAAUAAAAGGAUUGGACUAAACCAUUGCCUUAACAGCCACAAUUAUCAAAUAUUUUAUAAUUUGUGAUUAAAAAAUAUAAUGGAUAAAAAAACUUAAGCAAAUUCAUUCAUACUGCUUCUCAUAAAAGAUUUGAAAUUACAGGACCUUAUGGUUUUGGAUUAGAAUUGGAUGAUCAUAGUUCUGGAGUGCAUUAUAUAUUUUGUUAAGGUACUGGUGUUUUGCCAUUUCUGGAUCUUUGUGAUUAUCUCCUUAGAAAAGCCAUAUUUUCAAUUAUGUAUUAAGAUGGAUUACCAAUUCAAUAAUAAUAUAAUUAAUUAGAUAAAUUUAAAUUAAUAUUGAAUGUAUCAUCAAAAACUUAAAUUUUGGGUUAUCCUAUAUUACAAGAUUUAGAAUAUUUAAAUAACUAAUUCAACUUAAAUUUAUUCGAAUUCAAUAUAAUAAAAUAGCAUUAUACUAAAAGAGAUUUGUAAGAUAGAUUAAAAUAUCAGGCUGCAAAAGUAUAUGUAUGUGGAUUCCAAUAAUUUGAAGAUGAUUUAAUAGAAUUGUUAUAACAAUGUGGAGUAGAUUCUAGAAAUAUAGUAUAAAUAUGA
Messenger RNA from Paramecium pentaurelia, 2924 nucleotides. Lineage: Eukaryota; Ciliophora; Oligohymenophorea; Peniculida; Parameciidae. The record is from the annotation of a GenBank genome assembly.